Thamnophis sirtalis is the source of this 1663-nucleotide messenger RNA. NCBI's taxonomy places the organism in Eukaryota, Metazoa, Chordata, Lepidosauria, Squamata, Natricidae. The record is from RefSeq and is a predicted model, not a curated record.
GUUACUCAUAUAAAAAGAACUAUGACGUGACCAAAACUUGGCCAGGGAACAGCAAAAGACUUCUGAGAGUAGAUGACCAUGAUUUCUCCAUGAGGCCUGCCUUUGGAGGUCCAGCUAUUCCUGUUGGAGUGGAUGUGCAGGUUGAAAAUUUGGACAGUAUUUCAGAAGUCAAUAUGGACUUUACAAUGACACUGUAUUUGAGACAUUAUUGGAAGGAUGAGCGUCUCUCCUUUCCCAGUUGUACGAACAGGAGCAUGACUUUUGAUGGACGGUUGGUAAAGAAGAUCUGGGUGCCAGACAUUUUCUUUGUCCACUCUAAAAGAUCCUUCAUUCAUGAUACCACCACUGACAACAUCAUGUUGCGGGUGUUCCCAGACGGCCAUGUGCUCUAUAGCACGAGGAUCACAGUGACAGCAAUGUGCAAUAUGGACUUCAGCCGUUUCCCCCUAGAUUCACAGACGUGUUCAUUGGAGCUUGAAAGCUAUGCAUAUACAGAUGAAGAUUUGAUGUUAUACUGGAAAAACGGGACCGAAUCUCUAAAAACAGAUGAAAAGAUUUCCUUGUCUCAAUUCUUGAUUCAAAAAUUUCAUACAACCUCCAGACUUGCUUUCUAUAGUAGUACUGGUCGUUACAACCGCCUUUACAUUAACUUUAUUCUACGUCGCCAUAUUUUCUUCUUUCUGCUCCAAACGUAUUUUCCUGCCACGUUAAUGGUCAUGUUAUCCUGGGUUUCCUUCUGGAUAGACCACAGAGCUGUGCCUGCAAGAGUGUCAUUAGGAAUCACGAUAGUCCUGACCAUGUCUACCAUCAUCACUGGUGUCAACGCCUCCAUGCCUGGCGUUUCCUAUAUCAAGGCUGUGGACAUUUACCUCUGGGUCAGUUUUGUGUUUGUCUUCCUCUCGGUCAUUGAAUAUGCAGCGGUGAACUACCUGGCAACAGCGCAAGAGCGGAAGGAGCAAGAAAAGCAGUUUCCAUGCAUGGGUGGAAUUUCUUCAAAAGGAAUGACAAUAGAUGGCAUAUACAGUGAGUUGGAUGCUGGUAGCCCAGAAGGUGAUCCCAAAAAUCAAAUGGUAUCUGAAGUAACUGAGGAGGAUAAACAAGAGAAGAUGGUGAUCCAUUUGACUAUGAGUGAUGAGUCUAACUCAUCAAAGAAGAAAGGGCUCAAAGAGCAUGUUAGCCUACGUAUUAUUCAGAACACUCAUGCAAUUGACAAAUAUUCAAGGUUAAUAUUUCCAGGCACCUAUAUAUUUUUUAACAUAGUAUACUGGUCUGUCUUCUGCUGAACAUGCUGUAGCUCUGAUUAACUCAGGAGAUAUUUAGAAGAUUCCGGUAAUAAAAUUUUUGGAUUCCAAGUGAGAAAAUAAUCCAUCCUGUAUCAACUGUGGCUCUUGGAAACACUGGAUAUUUGUCUAAGAAACAUUUUAUACAAUGGUGUUGUAGAUGAUUGACUCAAGCUGGAUACUUUCUGCUCUCUGUCCUUAACAUAUGGCAAGUUUGCUUUUCAUAUGUGAAAAUAUGCAGCUGUUGAACUUUAGUCUCAGCCAUUAAAAUUGUCAUCUUAGUAUAAAGGCUAUAUGUAUGUAUAAAAAGUGGCUAGGAAUCUGCUCUGUGAUCUUUAUUGAGACAGUUGGAGAAAGAUAAAUCUGUUUCAUUUGAUCAGCCA